Messenger RNA from Lotus japonicus, 468 nucleotides. RefSeq lists its product as uncharacterized. Bases 1 to 468 code for a protein of 155 amino acids. The record is from RefSeq and is a predicted model, not a curated record. Gene Ontology annotation, molecular function: RNA-DNA hybrid ribonuclease activity; nucleic acid binding. Lineage: Eukaryota; Viridiplantae; Streptophyta; Magnoliopsida; Fabales; Fabaceae. The transcript has a single exon.
AUGAAUAACAGGAUUGUUGCAACGGAUGGAAGUUGGAUGUGCAGGAGGUGGGUGUUACCUUCAUCUGGGAAAAUAAACUUGUGUGUGGAUGGUAGUUUCCGGUUGCAGGCGCAAUGUAUGGGUGCAGGAGGUCUGGUUUGGGAUGCCCAAGGGCAGUGGGUGCAUGGUUUUCAUGCCUUCCCAACGGUGGGGAACGCGCUGAUGUCGGAAGCUUGGGCCUUGAAGCUUGGUAUGCAGCUGGUGUGGGAUUGGGGCUUCCGGGAGGUCAUCUGCAAUGUUGAUUGUGGUGAAUUGUUGAAAUCUUUCGAUGAUGCAGAGAGUAGGUUGUUCCUCCCUAUCCUGGAUGAAAUCCGCGAGCUCAUGAGCAAGCAAUUGGCAGUCUCUCUGAUUGGUGUCAAACGUGAAUGCAAUAUGUCGGCAGAUUGGUUAGCAAAGAGAAAAGUCUCUUCCCCUACAGUGCCUCUGUGA